Paramacrobiotus metropolitanus is the source of this 2344-nucleotide messenger RNA. Its product is annotated as protein artichoke-like. The record is from RefSeq and is a predicted model, not a curated record. NCBI's taxonomy places the organism in Eukaryota, Metazoa, Tardigrada, Eutardigrada, Parachela, Macrobiotidae. The coding region runs from base 258 to 2108 and encodes 616 amino acids. Gene Ontology annotation, molecular function: protein binding. The transcript has 2 exons.
CGUGUAAAACAUUCAUAUUGUCCGCAACACAUGUUGAAUAUACUGUACAGUAAAUUCGACGCAUCUCAUCCUAACUAUUAGAUAGUACGUACUACUUAAUUGGCUGUAGUGGCGUAGUUUGGUCCUCCAUAACUUUUGCGACGCGUAUGCUGCUGCCACACAGUAUCGGACUGUGGAUAUUCCUACAUUCGUAGCGCCGAACUGGACAAGGCGGGAAAAACUGUAACCACUUCAGCAGCAUUAUCGGAGUGUGCAGCAUGUCUCUCUAUAAGGCCUUGAUAACGUUCUUGUUGUGGAUGCAUUGUAACGUGACCUUUUGUACCGCAUGCCAGUAUGCCAAUGGCGAAAUGGUCUGUUAUGUUAACUACGAUGGGAAUAGGACCACAGAGCGCUGGGAAUCCAUAAUCGAAUUCUCCGAGCUGGGAUGGAGUGGCCCCUCCGCAUCCGGCCGGCCAGAUGUGUAUCACUGGUUUGCAAAUGCAAGUCUUGCCAAUGUGACCUCCUUGCGCAUCAUCAACAAUAUCACGGACGCCCAGCGUCACCGCGAUUACCUUAUGUUGUUGCCGCAUGAAGCUUUCGAUGGACUGACCAAUCUGCGGGAGCUGCAUAUCGCUGAUUUUGGAGAAUUAGGAUUACAGCAGCGCACGCUCCUCCCCAUUGCUAACAGCCUGCUCCUGUUAAAUCUUACACGCGUUUACAAUAUUGAACGGAUGAUGCAUCGCAUUCCUACGUUUCGUUUGCUCCCAAAACUGCAAGAAGCAUACCUUCACAGAAAUAACCUGACGGGUAUGAAUUAUACGCAGUGGGCGGAAAUGAGUCCACAACUGAAAAAGCUGUCCUUACGUCAUAACCGCAUUUGUCAGCAUUUCGUGAGCGAGUUACUGGAGCACGUGGAGAUUCUUGACUUGCACGACAACCGUUGCAACGCGACAGCCAUCCCCUUUCAUUUCUGGAAAUUUUUUCCCAAGCUUCAAUACCUUGACAUGUCGGGGAACAAUCUAACAAAGUGGAAUUUGUGGACAGACUUUUGGAAUCUUUUGAUUGGUGACACCAGUUACGACAUGCCAUUUCGCAACAUCCAUACUAUUAUUUGGGCCGAUUGCAAUAUUUCACGCUUACGGCCCUACCACUUCUCCAUGUUCACUAAUUUAAAGCACUUGGAUUUAUCCCGAAACCGAUUUCUGAACAUCUCCAACCAUGCGUUUGCUUUUGUAGAACACUUGCAUACACUUAAUUUAUCCGGCAACAGUCAAAUGGACUUUCUCGGUGCGGACGUGUUUGCCAACCUGACGGUGCGAAAUCUGGACAUGUCGCUCUCGGUGCCGGCGACCAUUCCAUCGUUGUGGACGCGCAAUGUCAUCGCGCGUCUCCAACCCGGAGUGGUUUCCCUUAACCUCAGUGGGCAGGUCAUCCCUGAUGGAAAGGUCAUUGAACUACACAAAUUUCCGCAGUUGGAAGUCGCCAAUCUCUCUCGAAUGAAUUUGAAAUCCGAAUCGCUGAAGAUCUUCUCCAGCAGCCUGAACGUUUCCAGAAAACUUAAGAUUGUGGACCUUUCCAACAAUGACCUGACGGUCUUCCCCAACGACACCGGUGCAGCAUUUCAACGGUCGUUGGGCAUGAAAACGCUGGAGAAACUGCUGCUGCAUAACAAUCCACGUUUACAAUGUCGGUCGUGUGGCAAUGCGUUUUUGGUGAAGUGGGUGAGCAACGGCAGCGAUAUUCACCAAGCGGCUAAGAAUGUUCUCUGCCAGCCGACAACCGAAAGGUCAGAAUGCCCUGUGUGCACGGAUGACAAGCAGUUGAUCAAACCAAUUGACCAGGUCAGUGCGGUGACGGUUUCGCACUGCGGACGUGUCACCACAGAUACCACCAUCACAAACACCACCGCCGAUACCACAACCGGUAAAGUCACUGGCACCACCGCCACCGGUAUCACCAUUAGUAAUACUACCGGUACCACACCCGGUACCAUCUCUGGUGCCACUAGCGGUGCCACUACUAUUACUACCACUGGUAUUACUACAAACAAGCCAAACUACCGCUCUCCGCCGCCACUGACGACAACAAAUCGCGGCUCCUUUGGGUUGAGGACUUGUGAAUUAUGCUAAUAUCUCUCAUAUGACUUUCAUAAUCCGUACUUGCUGCAACAAUGACACAAAAGGUCUGUAAAUUGCGACUGUGUUACAAUUUUAUGGAUGGACUUCGAUAACUGACUUGCAACAUAUCCCAAGUUCCCUAAUGCUUUUAGGCAACGUUUUAAAAAAAUUUAUUUAUUCUAUAUGGUUACCAACUGCAGUUUUUAGGUACGCGCAGAAUUUUCAUGAUUAUUCGCUCUGCUCAUGUG